AUGAGAUCAUUCACGGUGCACAAUCACCUAAGUCGUUUAUGGAAGCGCUCAUUAUCCCGUUACGUAAGAAAUGGGAUUCCGACGACGCCAUGGACUAUAGGCCAAUUUCCUGUUGCAAACGGGAUACAAGGUAACUGCGAAGGUCUCGGCGACGCGUAUGCAGCAGUGUCUGUCUCAUGUCAUCGGUUCUUCUCAACAAGGAUUUGUUCACGAACGACAAAUGCAAAGACGGUGUCGAUGAUGCUCGCUCACCUCCAAAGAGUACGUGAAGAGAGUACUUUGAACGCCGACGCCAGCCGUGCCAUCGUUUUACUGGAUUUUCGAGAAGCCUACGACACGGUCGACCGCGACUUCAUAGUAGAGGCGGUCCGACUGUUCGGAUUUAGCGAAAAUUUUCUCGCGCUCAUUCAACGGCUUCAUACCAACACGACCGCACGCUAUUCGGUCAAUGGUGAGCUUUCUUCACUUCGGACGUCGAGGUGCCGACCGUUGCAAUACAAACGUCGCCACAUCUUCCCGGGCUCACACUUCCCGGAGAACACACAGAAACCGAUAUAUAUUCGGGGUUUGUCGACGACUCUAACACUGUUUCUCCAACAAGCUAGUCUACUACGAUCGGCUAUGGACAUUGUUCUGGAGUUCGGACGGCUUUCGGGGUUACAGAUGCAAACGACAAAAAGCCAAAUCAUAUUUUUAAACACGGCUAUUCGUCAACUCACGUAUCAGGGAAUCGCAGUAGUUGCUCCGUCAACAACUACGAGGUAUCUCGGCUAUCAAGUGGGUACAGGAAAGUUACGCAGCAUUAAUUCGUCUCUAUGUUUCAAAAAAGCACAGCGCCGCCUCCUCACUGCAACGCGAGCAUCGACGACCCUCGAGCACCGCAUUCUUAUCCUCAAUGCGAUAGUUCUACCCGGGAUUUUGUUUACAGCUGUGGUCUUCGAGCCCCAGCUGGGCGCUCACACAGCUGGAUCAUCUUUACAAACAAUUCCUGUGGAUGAAGUCCAACAAGAUCGAUCCCGGGAGACACAAAGUCGCCCCAGGCCUCCUUUAUUCCCCGUAAGGCAGGCGGCAUUGGCCUCGUUUCGGUCCCAGUCUCCAUCAAAACCCAGCGGGUAUUACACGCGCUACUGGCACUUACUCGGGCGGAGGAAGUUUAGUCUUCAGCGUGGGUGUCCUGGAUUACGAAUGGUGCAAACAUAA
Messenger RNA from Peronospora belbahrii, 1200 nucleotides. NCBI's taxonomy places the organism in Eukaryota, Oomycota, Peronosporomycetes, Peronosporales, Peronosporaceae. The record is from the annotation of a GenBank genome assembly.